AUGAAUAGUGGUUUAGAUUUAAAGGCCAGCAAAAACAAUUUUGUAACAAUUUCACCUGGAGCAACUGAUAUCCUAUUUUCAUUGGCUUGUUAUUUCAGGCUAUUCGCGACAAAAUGCACAAGAUGCGGCAUAGCCCUUCAACCCAAUGACUUUGUAUUUCGAUGUUUAAGCAGCAUUUAUCAUGCGAAUUGUUUUUCUUGUAUAUACUGUAGUCAUUUAUUGAAAAAAGGAGACCAGUAUUUGAUAAUCAAUGGUCAGAUUAUAUGCCGUAACGAUUAUGAGAUAUUUCUCUGCAAUCAAGCCUUGCAUCCAGGUUUUACUUUAUUAAGCCAUCAUACCAUAUAUUUUAAUGUGGAACAAAAUGAAAUGGGUCGAAAAACGCCAAAACGGCCAAGGACAAUUUUGAAUACUCAACAGAGAAGGGCUUUUAAGGUUGCCUUCGAGAAAAGUGCGAAACCGUGCAGGAAGAUUCGAGAGCAAUUGGCGAAGGAAACAGGCCUAAGCGUUCGAGUUGUUCAGAUGAAAAAAAUAUUACGAAAGCAAGAGAUGACAAGAGUGAAUGGUACUGUUCCACCAGAAAGUGAUGCAAAAUCUAUCGAUGAUUCGAAAUCUAACUUGGAUUCAGACGAUGAUCUGGAAUCGAUUGAUGAAAUAGAAAAUGAAAAUAGUAGUAACGAGGAAAAACUGAAGGAAUUGACAAAUCCAAUAGAUAAACUAUACAAUAUGCAGGCGACUUAUUUUGAUUUCACUUAA
Molecule: messenger RNA, 753 nt
Organism: Dracunculus medinensis (Guinea worm)
Lineage: Eukaryota; Metazoa; Nematoda; Chromadorea; Rhabditida; Dracunculidae
Source: the annotation of a GenBank genome assembly